AUGAAUGAAGAUGGAGAAUCAUCAUGGAUGAGCACAUGGCAAGGUGAGGAUGAAAGUUCAAAAGACGGAGCCGAUGAUACUUUUCCAGCAUUAAGAGGAAAUAUUGGAGAUUGGUCAUCAUUUAUGAUAGCCAUGGAUGAUGAAGAUGGAAAAGAACUUACAAAAUCAUUAUCAUCAAUUAAUUUAAAAUUAAAUAAACAAUCUGCUGGUAAUACUAGUAGUAAUAAUUUUGGAGCAAAUCAUCCACUUUCAUCAAUCCAGUCAUCAGCAAAUACAUCAACAACAUCAUUAACAAGUUCGCCAAAUAAUAAUAAUAAUAAUAAUAAUAAUAAUAAUAACAAUAAUAAUAUACCAAGUAAAUUAAAAGGUUCAACUGGAAUUUCUUCACCUUCACCUUCAUCACCAUCAACAUCAUAUACAAAUUUAAAGGGUAGUUCAGGAAUUUCAACAGCUCCAUCAUCACCAUCAACUUCGUCAACAAGUUUAAAAUCAUUUUUUGGUGGAAAUUCAGGAGGAAAUUCAUUACAAAAUUCACCAUCGGCUUCAUCAACAAAUUUAAAGGGUAGUUCAGGUAUUCAAAAUCCAAAUAAACCAAUAAUUGGUUCAUCAAAACAAAAACAUGUUCACCAACAAUUUUCCAAAACCAAUUUUUCCAAUUUAUCAGCUUCCAUUCAUUAUGAUGCAAAUAAUUCAUCCUCUUCAUCACCAACAUCAGGUUCACCAAUUACUCCACCAAUUUCUUUAUCAAAUUCACCAAAUCUUCAAAGUAUUCCAAAAAUGAAUUUAAGUAAUAAUAACAAUAAUAAUGGUUCAUUUAGUUCAUCACCAGGUAAUUUAGCAUCAUCACCACCAUUAUCAUCAUCUAAAGAAUCUGAAACAUCAUUUUUUAAUUUAUUUAAUAGAAAGAAAAAAGAAAAAGAAAAAUCAUUUACUGGUGGUAAUAUUUCAGGUCAUCAACAACAAAGUACAAUUAGUACUUUAUCAAUUGAUAUUCAUGAUGGUAGUUCAACAAUGUCAUCACAUAUGGAAUUUUCAUAUUUGGAAGAACAUGAAGAUACAACAUCACAUGCAUCAGGUUUAGAAAUGUCAAUGAGUAGUGAUAAAAUUUAUGAAGGUUGGAUGGAAAUGUAUAUUCAAAAGAAAUGGAAAAAGAAAUGGUGUGUACUUCGUGGCAUUCAUUUAGAAUAUUAUAAAGGUUGGUGGGAAGAUCAACAAGGUGCACAAGAUAGUGAAGAAUGCGGUAAAAUUUUAUUAAAUUAUUGGUAUACCUUUUCAAAACCAGUUUUAACCGAUGCUAAAUUCCAUUUUCAUAUUACUCAAGGUUCAGAAGUUGAGAAAGCAACUGGACUUGGUAAUGUUACAAAACUAAAAUUUAGAUUGGAAGAAGAACAUAUUGCAAAGAAAUGGAUUGAUGAAUGUGAGAGAGUAAUUAAAAAGAGAAAAGAAACAACAGUAACACUAAGACCAUUGGCUGAACAUAAAUCUGGUGGUAUUUUAGGUAAUAUAGGUAGAGGCAGAAGUAAUACUGUUUCAAUGCCAUCAUUUGAAGCGGUUCCAGAAUCAAAAGGUCCAAAAGUUUGUAUACCAAAUGAAUUGGUAGAUUGUUUAGAACCCGAUGAAAAGAUACUUUUGGAUAAAGUUAAACUUUUAUUGGAUGAAUUUCCACCAAAACCAUUACCACCUGGUGAAACACCAUCAUCUUAUCGUGCAAAACCAAGAUCAAGUGAUGGAUAUUAUCGUGUUUUAUCAUUGGAUGGUGGCGGUUUAAGAUCAGUUAUGGUUUGUGUAUUAAUUGAACGUAUAGCUAAACGUUAUCCAAAGUUUUUAGAACAUGUUGACGUUUUCACAGGUACAUCAGCUGGUUCUAUCGUUGCUGCUGGUUUAGCAUUUGAAUUCCCACCAAAAGGUACACGUCGUGUUUUAGAAUUGACCGCAUUACCAGUAUUUGGUAAGAAAAGACCAGGUUUCAAUAUGGGUAAUGCAAAAUAUUUUGCACGUGUUUUACGUGCCUCUUGUUAUGUUUUCUUCCAAGAUAGAAAGUUUUAUGAAGCACAAAGAAAACUUGUAGUACCAGCUUUUCAAUUGGAUAGUGCAUGGCCACCCGAAGCUGCCCAAUUACAACCAGAAGUUCGUAGAUGGCAACCACGUGUUUUCCAUAAUAUUGGUAAAUGUGAGGGUUACCUUGAAACCGAUGUAAUUGGUGAUGUGCUAUUAAGAUCAGCAUCAGCACCAACUUAUUUCCCAUCUUAUCAAGGUUAUAUCGACGGUGGUGUAUUUGCAAAUAAUCCAGCGCUAUCAGCAAUUUCAUUGGCAAUGUCACCAAGUUUAGAUCAAAUUCCAGCGGAUAAAAUCAUUUGUCUUUCAAUUGGUACAGGUUCAUCUUCACACUAUAUGGAAGGUGGCCAAGAUUAUGAUUGGGGUCUUUUAAAUUGGGCACCAAAAUUGGGUAAUCUUUUAAUGGGUUCACAAGUUGAUUAUCUCACUCAACUUUGUGAGAAUAUGUUGGGUCAAAGAUUCCAUCGUUUAAAUCCUGAAUUGGGUGAAAAUACUUCAAUGGAUGAUCCAAAAUUGGUUUCAGAAUUAGCAACUCUUGCAAAUACUAUUGAUCUAACUAAAACUUUUGAAUUUGUUGAAAAAUAUUUCAUUUUACCAGAAGAUCUUGAACAACCACCAACUUCACCAACAUCAACCAAUAUUAACUCUACACCAAAUUUAAAUCUUGGUAAUCUUAAACCAGACUUAAAUGAUACAACUUUAUCACCAAGAACUCUAUAUGUAAAUAAUAGUACAGGUAGUUCAGAAUCACCACGUAAUAUAACACCACGUAAUAUAACACCACGUAAUAUUUCACCAAGAAAUAACGAUAUUGAUUCUUCAAUACCAUUAACUCCAAGAUAA
Molecule: messenger RNA, 2898 nt
Organism: Dictyostelium discoideum AX4
Lineage: Eukaryota; Evosea; Eumycetozoa; Dictyosteliales; Dictyosteliaceae
Exons: 1
Coding region: 1-2898 (965 amino acids)
Biological process (GO): lipid catabolic process; lipid metabolic process
Molecular function (GO): hydrolase activity
Source: RefSeq, a predicted model, not a curated record